Molecule: messenger RNA, 1601 nt
Organism: Drosophila ananassae
Lineage: Eukaryota; Metazoa; Arthropoda; Insecta; Diptera; Drosophilidae
Product: chronophin
Exons: 2
Coding region: 177-1133 (318 amino acids)
Cellular component (GO): cytoplasm
Molecular function (GO): phosphatase activity
Source: RefSeq, a predicted model, not a curated record
ACUUAGCUUUUCAAGAGAUGACAACUUUUGAAUUUUAAAUCGGAAAAAUAUUGGCAUUUACUAAAUUGUAAUGCCAAUUUAAAAAAUUUUUGUAGUAAACCAUUUUUAAUAUGUUUUUAGAAAAAACAGUGGCAAGUUGCGCUUAGGGGACCAUAUUUUUUAGAUUUCUCACCAUCAUGUUCAAGCGGAGUUGCACCCUUUUGGAGAGCAUGCCCAAGGUCGAGGUGGCCAAAUGGUUGGCCAAGAUAGACACCGUCGUCUUUGGAACUGAUGAUGUACUAUGGAAAGGAAAUGAGCCCGUUGACCACGCCGUUGAAGCCUUCAACUUGAUGAAGAUGAAGGGGAAGCGAACUUUGAUAGUCUCCAACAAUACCAUCCUACACUCUUCGGAGUUGUUGAAAAAGGCCAAAAAAUUGGGAUUUAACGUUGAGAAGGAAGAGGUCCUGACAUCGGGGGGCUUAGUGGUAAAAUACCUGAAAGAACGCGGCAUAGAGGGGAAGGUGCUUGUAUGCGGCAGCAAAGGUUUGGAGCUGGAGGUACAGGACGCGGGUUUUAACACUGACAUCGAAAACCGAGAUCCAGAAGGAAAUAAUGCCCUAGAGCACGCCAUGAAUACCAUUAAAGAUCCGGAAGUUCGUGUUGUGCUGGUUGGACAGGACGAACAAAUGGACUCCAGGAAAAUGAUCGUAGCCUGUAACUAUCUUCUCAACACAGAAAUUCUCUUCCUGGCCACGGGCAUGGAUAAUUUUGCCAAUGCGGGUGAAUACCGGAUACCUGAUGCUUACUGCAUGGUGCAAGCCAUCGAAUCUGUAAACCAUCGAAAACCGAUUAUAUUGGGCAAGCCGAACCCCCAAAUAUUAGGAGAUUUGGCCUCCGAACUAAAACCAGAAAGUACACUCGUCAUAGGAAACUCGUUGAAGUCUGACAUCCUUUUUGCCAACUUGUGUAAAUUUCAAUCUCUACUGAUUGGCUGCGAAAACGGAAAGCUAACCAAAAUCUUCAAAAUUAUAAAGGAGAAGGAUGCAUCCAAAAUGGAUCUAGUUCCGGAUACUUUUCUGUCCACCUUGUCCCCAAUCCUGGGAUUCAUGUGCACCAAAGUUAAAACCGAUGACGAUAAAAAGAAAAAAAGCUGAACAUAGCGAGUGAUUAGCAACAACAACGAAACUAAGUAUCCCUUAAGGUAGCGAAGAAAUAAUUUUACAUUUGGCGCUCAUGACUUUACAAUACGGACUUCUUUGCUGCGGUAUAUCAAAAAAUUUCAUUUUAUUAGAGAAUCUAGGUCCAUACUAAUUUUAAAUAUAAAUUUUACUGUGUAACACUUGUUAUAUAUUUUAUUUUUUGGGGAAACUGAAGCAGAUUAAGGAUUCAUUACCCAAGGAUUCUUAUUUUGGAGCUUAGCAACACUAAAAAUUCUCAGCAGCGCCACCUAGCGUGGUGUAGUCUAACCCAAUCCUAAAAGCAUUUUCCAACACUCAGAUAAGUACAAUCGACAACGGGCACUUCCCAACACUCUCAUAAGUACAAAGAAAGAAAAACAAAAUGUUCUCUGCAAAAGCUGCGCUCGCUUAAAUUUAUAUUUUGGCCCCACAAUUUGGCCCGUG